This is a messenger RNA of Periconia digitata, 499 nucleotides long. NCBI's taxonomy places the organism in Eukaryota, Fungi, Ascomycota, Dothideomycetes, Pleosporales, Periconiaceae. The record is from the annotation of a GenBank genome assembly.
UCGUCCACGUGACCGUACCGCUAGUCCCGCACAGGCUUGGCUCGCCUCGCUUAAUAUUCGCGCACUCACCACCGCAACACCAGCUCGACGAUUGAGAUUAUCGCGACAACAUCCAACUACUAACCCACAGCGUCACCCAGGUAUGCCGUCCCCCCAAUCCCGAAUCCCCUUGUGCGUUUACUGACUUUGAUUUCGUCUAGCUCUCUGAUUCAAAAUGACGAAGGGUACCUCCAGUUUCGGAAAGCGCCACAACAAGACGCACACCUUGUGCAGGCGAUGCGGCCGCCGCUCCCUUCACAUCCAGAAGCACACCUGCGCCUCAUGCGGAUACCCCGCUGCUAAGACCCGCAAGUUCAACUGGGGCGAGAAGGCCAAGAGAAGAAAGACCACCGGUACCGGCCGCAUGCGAUACCUCAAGGGCGUCACCCGCCGCUUCUCCAACGGCUUCCGAACUGGUGUGCCAGCCGGCUCCAAGGGACCCAAGUCCGACUCUUCGUAA